This is a messenger RNA of Penicillium diatomitis, 1734 nucleotides long. RefSeq names its product putative 3-methylcrotonyl-CoA carboxylase, beta subunit (MccB). The transcript has 2 exons. The coding region runs from base 1 to 1734 and encodes 577 amino acids. Lineage: Eukaryota; Fungi; Ascomycota; Eurotiomycetes; Eurotiales; Aspergillaceae. Gene Ontology annotation, biological process: L-leucine catabolic process. The record is from RefSeq and is a predicted model, not a curated record. Gene Ontology annotation, molecular function: methylcrotonoyl-CoA carboxylase activity. Gene Ontology annotation, cellular component: methylcrotonoyl-CoA carboxylase complex; mitochondrion.
AUGCGUGCCUCAUCCCCGCUCGUCCUUCGGAGCUUGGGUUCGCGCACUGGAACACAAGCCUGCCGCCCUUCAAUCCUGCAGGUGUCAAGAGCACCUCUGAGACUUUCUUCUCGAUCAGUGGCUAGCUAUACCCAUCCUCACCAUGCUUCGGCGCUUUCGAUUCUCCCCACAGCCGUGGACACAUCUUCUCCCGUCUUCCGGGAAAACAGCCAGCAAAUGCAGGAGCUCCUCGAUCGGAUGAGUAGCCUGCACGCCAAAAUUGCCCAGGGAGGCCCGCAAAAGGCUCGUGAUAAGCAUGUCGCCCGUGGGAAAAUGUUGCCUCGCGACCGAGUCUCUGCACUGAUUGACCCGGGCACCUCCUUUUUGGAGCUGUCCCCUUUGGCUGGACAUGAGGUAUACGAGGGGGAAGACGUUCCCGCGGGUGGCAUCAUCACAGGAAUUGGCACGGUAGAAGGUGUCAACUGUAUGAUCGUGGCCAAUGACAGCACAGUCAAGGGUGGCACGUACUAUCCGAUUACCGUCAAGAAGCAUUUACGGGCGCAGGCCAUCGCCCAAGAAAAUCGACUGCCUUGCAUCUACCUGGUGGACUCUGGCGGUGCCAAUCUCCCCCAUCAGUCGGACGUUUUCCCUGACCGGGAUCACUUUGGCCGCAUCUUCUUCAAUCAAGCAAGGAUGAGCUCCAUGGGCAUUCCACAGCUGUCGGUGGUGAUGGGCCCUUGUACCGCGGGUGGUGCCUACGUUCCCGCUAUGAGCGAUGAGACCAUCAUCGUCGAAAAUCAGGGAACCAUCUUCCUGGCCGGCCCACCUUUGGUGAAGGCUGCCACUGGCGAGGUAGUAUCUGCUGAAGAUUUGGGCGGCGGUCAACUGCACUCUACUAUCUCUGGUGUGACCGACUAUCUGGCCGUGGAUGAUGCGCAUGCCCUGAUACUGGCUCGUCGCUCAGUGGCUAAUCUGAACUACCCAGUCACAAAGGUUCCUCAACAGCUUGAGGAUGUAGUGAUCAAGGAGCCUCUCUACGACCCGGCGGAGCUGAAUGGUAUUGUAGGAACCAACCUCCGCCGACAGAUUCCUGCCCACGAGGUGAUUGCGCGCAUCGUGGACGGCAGCGAGUUUGCUGAAUUCAAGCGUGACUAUGGCACCACUCUCGUGACUGGAUUUGCCAAAAUCCAUGGCCACAGGGUCGGCAUUGUUGCCAACAAUGGGAUUCUGUUCUCCGAGUCCUCUCUCAAGGGUGCUCACUUUAUCGAGUUGUGUGCGCAGCGAAGAAUUCCACUGGUGUUUUUGCAAAAUAUCUCGGGCUUCAUGGUCGGUGCGGAUGCCGAGAAGGGCGGCAUUGCCAAGAAUGGUGCGAAAUUGGUCACGGCCGUCGCCUGUGCUGAUGUCCCGAAAUUCACUGUCGUCUUUGGUUCCAGUGCGGGUGCUGGCAACUACGGAAUGUGUGGACGCGCUUAUUCCCCCCGUCUCAUGUUCAUGUGGCCCAACUCCAAGAUUGGCGUCAUGGGCUCUGAACAACUCUCCUCAGUCAUGGAAGCCGUGGGCAAGACCGCGGACCCAGCACUGAAAGCGCGAAUCGAUCGCGAAUCCGAGGCCAUCUUUGCUUCUGCUCGUCUGUGGGACGACGGUGUGAUUCCUCCGGCGCAAACACGGAAGAUGCUGGGCUUGGGACUGGCGGCUGCCAUGGGAGGGAAGGAAGAGCCGGAUAUUCAGACACGCUUUGGAGUUUUCCGGAUGUAG